AUGGGGGCAGCACCAAGCAUUUCAUCUCCCUGUCAGUGUCAUUCGGGGGAGAAUGAAGUCGAGGACGUGGAGGUCUUAGGCCUCGAGUCCUUUGAGGAAACCACGAGAGUCACAGAGGCCGCUGAAGAUCCCGAAAACUGGGGAGUAAACAGUAAGAUUCGAAGGAGCUUACUUUUGGAGAGGAAGCUGCACUCUGACACGGAAAUUAUGCGAGGCAUUUCUCUGAUGCACACGCUUCGUAACUUUGGAGUUCUGUGGCGCGCAUCGCCAUUGGACAUGAAAGAUGAGCAGCGGUUAGAGCUUUGGAACCGCACGAGAAAAGUGAACGAAUUCGAUGUGUUCCUAUCGCAUACAUGGCACACGAGAGGUCUUUGGAAGUUUCUCUCCCUAUCCUUGCAGCUCAGCUGGCUGCAGAUCUUGCUAUGGUGGCUUUUGGCCAUGGUGCUUUUCGAGCUUCUCUUCUUUGUGGACAUUUUGCCUCCGCUUGCAAAGCCUUGGAAGGUCUCCUAUGUUCAUCAGAACUACGCGGCCGAAAUUGAUUGGCACAUUUGGGGAUCAAGCCUGGCACCUGCUGUCUCUGUGAUGUGCUUUCUCAUCACUCCUUACAUGCCUUGCAUGCGAGACAAGCAUUGCUUUCUGGAUGUGGCCAGCAUCAAUCAAUCAGAUGAGACCUUGAAGGAACGUGGCAUUUAUGGCCUUGGAGGUUUCUUAAAGGCCUCCAAGGAACUUCGCAUAAUGUGGAGCCCUCCAUACUUGUCUCGGCUGUGGUGCAUCUUUGAAGUGGCCGCAUACCGCAUGGCGAACCCCAACGGCAAAAUCUCGGUGAGGCCUUUGUUUGUAGAAAUCACGGUGCUUGCAAGUUGGACGGGCGUCUUGCUGACGAACGCAUUUCUGAAUCUCACCAUGGCAUUCACCACGAUCGGAGCAACCUUUGGAAUCUUCACGCUGAUUAUCGCGAUGGUGCCGUGCCUGUUCAUUUUCCAUUCCCUCAGGAAGAAUUUUCUAUCGAAGCAGCAGCUAUUUGGUGACAUUCAGAACUUUGAUCUAGACGCUGUGGAGUGCCGGGUGGACUUUGACAAGAAGUUUGUGCAUGCGGCCAUUGCUGAAUGGUAUGGGGGUGCUGCAGCCUUUACGGAACAUGUGCGAGGACCACUCCGCGAGGAGUUGAUGAAAGACCACCUUGCCAGGAUUCCUCUCGGCUACUGCCUCAUUAUCAUCACACCCCUUUUGGGAACCGGUUUGAGUUCAUCCGUGAGCCUCCUGAAGGCAGGUGUGCCAAUGAACAUCACUCUUUCGUACUUCAUUGGCGUUGUUCUGGGGAUUGACACAUGCUGGCUCCUUUUGAUGAUUCAGCUGGCGUUGUACAUUUGUGAACGGUUUGCCCGUCCUUGUAGGCCUGGCGUAGCAUGCUUAGCUUUCGUUGAAACUUUUAUUAUGUUCAUUGUGUUUUCGACAGUUGCCACUUGUGGCGCAUUUCUUGCCUUCAUCGCCAUCGCAAGAGGCGUAGUUGGUUCAAGUGUGUGGUGCUUGAUUACAGCCUGCAUCCUGUGGCUGGUCAACGGCGGAUGUGCUCAGCUGGAAAAGCUGCGCCAUCAUCUAGCUUGA
Messenger RNA from Durusdinium trenchii, 1605 nucleotides. Lineage: Eukaryota; Dinophyceae; Suessiales; Symbiodiniaceae. The record is from the annotation of a GenBank genome assembly.